This is a messenger RNA of Cooperia oncophora, 186 nucleotides long. The record is from the annotation of a GenBank genome assembly. Lineage: Eukaryota; Metazoa; Nematoda; Chromadorea; Rhabditida; Trichostrongylidae.
AUGGAGAUCUUGAAGAAAUUUGGAGCGAAUGUCGUCGCGAAUCCAGUAGAUGAAAUGAGUCUGGUGGUCGCGACAACAGACAAACAUGUCAAGACUCGAGCUGAAGUCAAAGCGGGGAUGGCGACAGUGGUCCGUGCCAAGUGGGUACUCAGAUGUGAGGAGCAGGGCAAAGUAGUCCCAUGGUGA